AUUAUUAUAGUUCAUUGGUUUCUCUAAAUGAUAGAUGAAGGAGUUUAAGUCAACUAAUGGUGUUCACUCUGCACCAUUAACAGUGACUGGUGAACCACAACAAAAUGAUCAAGUCAAAUGGGUUUCUCAAGAUUCCCAUAGGAUUCCUCGAGGAAGAAUUUCACCUGACCAGCUAAUUACACCUUCACAAACAAGGCACAACAGCACCAGAGAAGUUUCAGCAUUAUCAGAUGAUCAAGAUCAUGAAUUUUCACGAAAGAAUAAGAAUUCAAGGAAGAACACAGGCAAAGACUCGUCAAGUCAACGCAGCAGGUCAGCCCGACAACCCAUUAAUUCUGGGUCCGAUUCGCCUGUGAAUCAGGAAGACUUGAAGAAAACAAGGUCUACCAGACAACCCAAAGAACGGGUUCAUGGGUCAGAUUGCUCAGAUGACCAGGAAGGAUCAAGGAGAACAAGGUCUACCCGUCAACCAAAGGUUCAAAAUUCCGGGUCAGAUUCACCACCUGUGGAUCCAGAAGGUUCGGUAAAAGCAAGAAGGAAGUCGAAGGAGUCUGGGUCAGAUAACUCAGUGGAUCCAGAAGGUUCGGUAAAAUCAAGAAAGAAGUCUAAGGAAUCUGGGUCAGAUAACUCAGUGGAUCCAGAAGGUUCGGUAAAAUCAAGAAAGAAGUCUAAGGAAUCUGGGUCAGAUAACUCAGUUGAUCCAGAAGGUUCGGUAAAAGCAAGAAAGAAAUCGAAGGAGUCUGGGUCAGAUAACUCAGUAGACCCGGAAGGGUCAAGGAGAACGAGAUCAAGCCGUCAACAAAGAGAUCAAAAUUCCGGGUCAGAGUCAGCACCGGAUCCUGAAGGUUCGGUAAAAACAAGAAAGAAACCGAAGGAGUCUGUGAAUGGAGUUUCAGUAAGAUCAAAGUCCAAAGCCCCCCUUCCGCCAACAUCUCCCCUCAUGGAUCUUGGCCCGGAUCCGCAAUCAGAAAAUAUGGGCGGAUCCUAUAAUAUUGAGAGGGAUAAUGGGAUGUAUUGAAAUGUUGUGUUUUAUCUCCCCAAUGUUCAACAAUAGCUAGAGAGAGAGUUUUAUUUAGUUGGGAAAAUAUAUAUAUGAUUUUCAUUCAAUAGAAUGCAGCAGCAUGGAAAUAAAAUUCAUUAUUAACA
Impatiens glandulifera is the source of this 1146-nucleotide messenger RNA. Its product is annotated as protein rtoA-like. The record is from RefSeq and is a predicted model, not a curated record. The coding region runs from base 35 to 1018 and encodes 327 amino acids. The transcript is spliced from 2 exons. NCBI's taxonomy places the organism in Eukaryota, Viridiplantae, Streptophyta, Magnoliopsida, Ericales, Balsaminaceae.